GAGGUGUGACAUUUUGAGCUGAGCACAGCAGCUGCAGUGCUCAGCUCACCACAACUGUCACCAUUUUCUCCAAGCCACAAACCGACACCGUCUCACCUUCAAGUCUUCUACAACCCCAAUCCAACCCCAGCCCCAUAUUUUCAGCCGAGCAACAUGAGCAGCACGUUUGAGCCAGCAACUGAUUCACCACUUCCCGUGCCCGGGGUGCAGUACUUUCUCCAGCAUGUCCAAUCGGGCAAGUAUGUCCACCCGCAUGGUGGGUCUGAUAUGCCGGGAAAUGACACCGCCCUGGUCUUGCAUCAUGGCUUCGACGAGAAGCGGGACGCUCUGCGCUGGGUCUUCGUCAACGAUGCCGAGAACAAGCAUCAGCUCAAACACUACUCGAGUGGCAAGUUCGUCCAUCCAAAGGGCGGAAAAGUCGGCAAGGAAGCAACAUUGGUUGUGCACAGCAGCCCGGGCCGUCCCGAAACCAUGAUUGAGAUGGUGCAGGAAGACGGCCGCACUUAUCUGCGUCAUACCGACUCGGACUACUACGUCCACCCCCACGGCGGAAGCCCCAACCCAGGCGACAACACGAGACUGGUGUACUACAGUGGAUACCGACCCAGUUUGGCUUUCCUCGCCAUUCCCGCUGAAACGCUGUUUGUGGACAGGAUUGAAAUUCACCAAGCACAGGCGCUCGAGUCUAUCAAUACGAUCACAAGCCUUUCCGACGAGCAUAGGAACGACACCGACCAGCCCGUGCAGACGUCCAUUUCCGUGGCCCUCGAGGAAAGCCUGCAAGAUUCCGCCCAGCUCUCCUUUGAAAGAUGUUUCGGACUCAAGGUUGGCAGCGAGUUCGAAGUUGGACUUCCCCUGGUGGGCAAGACCAAGGUCAGCGUCCAAUUCUCUGGCAGCUGGAAGAGCAGCACCAUCAAGGGCGAAGUGCGCACCAGCGCGGUCAAGGUGCAAAUCAACGAGCAUGUCACAAUACCGCCCGGGAAGUGCGUGCAGAUCCGGAUCGACACAAGGCGCUGCACGAAGACGGCUCCAGCCACGAUGUAUCUGAGGACUGCUUCAGGCAUUGAGGUUCAACGAGAGACGACCGUCACGAGCACCUAUCACUACGACCAAGAGGUUCAUGUUGUACCAGUCACCAACUGAUGCAAAGAACAUGGCUGACACAUGUUGUACCUUCUUGCUGCUUUGUGGGCGGACAUCUUUUCCUCUUGUAUUGUUCUCUUCGCUCGUUGGGUUGCGUUUCAACUGCUUUCUUUUUCAUGUGUUUUGCCUGGUGUUCUCCGUCAUGUCAUGUCAAUUGCCCCUGCAUGUAGUACCCCUGUACUGCUACAGUCUUCAAUCAAUGGCUCGAUUAUUUUUCCUGGUGACGUUCCACGCCUGGUGACGUGAAAAGCGCUUGCCUCGAAUGUAUGUUUGCACGAUACAUCGAUGUGACCAUCAGCCCCUUCUCUCUUUUGUUUUCUCGAUUUCACUCUGAACAGUCCCCACACAAUUGUAAAGGGAUCAACACGUCUAA
This is a messenger RNA of Salpingoeca rosetta, 1516 nucleotides long. RefSeq lists its product as uncharacterized. NCBI's taxonomy places the organism in Eukaryota, Choanoflagellata, Craspedida, Salpingoecidae. The transcript has a single exon. The record is from RefSeq and is a predicted model, not a curated record. The coding region runs from base 154 to 1143 and encodes 329 amino acids.